AUGCUCCAGUUCAUGUGCCUCACCCUGCUCCUGGGCUAUGCCUACGGUUGUGGCAAGCCUUACUAUGAGCCUAACAUCGCCCGGGUGGUAGGAGGCGAAGAUGCCAGACCCCACAGCUGGCCUUGGCAGAUUUCCCUCCAGUAUGACAAGAACGGAGUCUGGGCUCACACAUGUGGUGGGACUCUCAUUGCUACCAACUGGGUCUUGACUGCAGCCCACUGCAUCAGCAACAGCAGAAAGUACCAAGUCGUCUUGGGGAAACAGAACCUGAAGGAAGAAGAGGCCGGCUCCGUGGCUGCUGGUGUGGAAAAGAUCAUCGUCCAUGAGAAGUGGAACUCUAUCCAGAUCAUCAAUGACAUUGCCCUGAUCAAACUAGCUGAGCACGUGGUACCGAGCAAAACAAUCCAGCCUGCCUGCCUGCCGCCAGCGGGCGAGAUACUGCCCCAAGGCUUCCCCUGCUAUGUCACUGGAUGGGGGCGUCUCUGGACCAACGGCCCCGUUGCUGACAUCCUCCAGCAGGCCUUGCUGCCCAUCGUGGACCAUGCCACGUGCACUCUGCCAGACUGGUGGGGCAGCACCGUCAAGACAACUAUGGUCUGUACAGGAGGAGAUGGAGUCGUUUCUGGGUGUAACGGGGAUUCUGGAGGCCCCUUGAAUUGCCAUCCUGGUGACAGGUGGGAGGUGUCCGGCAUCGUGAGCUUUGGAUCUGGUUGGGGCUGCAACAUUCUUAAGAAGCCGACUGUCUUCACACGUGUGUCUGCCUACAUUGAGUGGAUAAACGAGAAAAUGGCUCAAAACUGA
Molecule: messenger RNA, 801 nt
Organism: Gavialis gangeticus (Gharial)
Lineage: Eukaryota; Metazoa; Chordata; Crocodylia; Gavialidae
Product: chymotrypsin-C-like
Exons: 8
Coding region: 1-801 (266 amino acids)
Biological process (GO): proteolysis
Molecular function (GO): serine-type endopeptidase activity
Source: RefSeq, a predicted model, not a curated record